UGUGUUGAUGUUGAUUCAUUCAGGGUUUCAAUUUUGAUUGAUUUUGUUUUCUGUUUAGAUCUUUCGUCUUUCUGUAAAGAUAUUUACGUGUCCGUUCGAUGAAAUACCAAAUCUAUUCUCCUCACUCAGCUUUGAUAUGAUCUGAUUAGAAAUUUCUCUUUCAUCUUUCGUUGUGUGUAUGUGUCUUCUUGAUUUCCAAAGCUUAGACCUCUACUCUUAGCGUUCUGGGUUUAUGUGCUAUGCUUAAGAAUGAUUCUGUUUGUUGUCGAGUGUUUUUAGUUUGAAUUACGUAUGCCUUUUUAAAGCGUCUACGAGAACAUAAGCAGUUUUUAAAGUACUGAAGAUUUCCUAUAGGUACUAGAAAAUUUUGUUUUUUGCUUCGAGAUAACUUUGAUCCUUGUGUUCCCAUAGGUUUUGUUUGUUUGUAUGUAUGUUUAUUUUGGAUCUUACAACAGUACCUACAACUUUCUUUUUGAUUAUGGAGUUAAUGUACCUUGAAAGUUCAAAACAUAUUUGCAGGUCGUCAGCAUGGCGUUUCUUAGUAAAGUUGGGAAAAUAUUUAGUCAGAGUUCUGCAUCAAGGAUUGGUUCAAUUUCGCAACCUUCCCAGCUGUCUAUCUUUCAAGCUAUUAGAUUCAUGUCAAGUUCAAAAGUUUUUGUAGGAGGCCUUUCUUAUGGUACUGAUGAUCAUAGUCUGAGGGAAGCCUUCACUAAGUAUGGGGAAGUAGUUGAAGCGAGAGUCAUAUUGGAUCGUGAUACUGGUAGAUCCAGAGGUUUUGGUUUUGUCACUUUCGUUGGCAACGAAGAAGCCUCCAGUGCUAUUCAAGCACUGGAUGGACAGGAUCUCCAUGGCCGUCGCAUUAGGGUAAACUUUGCAACUGAAAGGUCUCGUGGUAGCUUUGUUGGUGGUGGUGGUGGAUACAGCGGCGGUGGUGGUUAUGGAAGUGCAGAUUAUAAUCGCAGUAGUGCAUCCCAGGGAGGGGACAACUAUUUUUCUGCCGAUUCUGGUUCAGACUUCACCAGUAACCAUCAGAGUGGCGGUGGACUGGAUUCUGGAGAUAAUACUCGGGAUGAUUUUUUGGGCGGAGGGAAGUCUGGGGAUGAGGAUAACAACGACGACUAUGCCAAAAGGGCUUGAGGAAAUUAGUUGCUGUGUGAAAACAAAUUGCUUUUAUUUAGUGUAAUGUUUUAUGCCUCGUAUCUCUGAACCCAAAAGGCCCUGCGUUGAUUUUUAUCUUGUUUGACAUGUUAUUCAUCAAACAUGUUAUUCAUCAAACAUGUUAUUCAGAAUCAUUCUUGACUUCAAACCCCAAGUUUUAUCGAUGAGUUUCUUGCCUUUGACUGGGGAUUAAGAAUGAAUGUCAACCUCUGUUUUAAAACGACAUCUAGAAUUCCCGUAGUCGUACGGAAAUGGUCUUCAUAUA
Molecule: messenger RNA, 1423 nt
Organism: Cucurbita pepo subsp. pepo (vegetable marrow)
Lineage: Eukaryota; Viridiplantae; Streptophyta; Magnoliopsida; Cucurbitales; Cucurbitaceae
Source: RefSeq, a predicted model, not a curated record